AUGACACCCAGAAAACGAAAAACCACCGAAGCUAACGAGAUAUUAGCGAAGGAGCCGUUGGCACCGGAUGUUCAGAAGAGGGUUGACGAGUUCUAUGAGCAGCAAAAUGACUUGUUGCAGAAGUUUCGAGAAGAUCAGGAGACGAUUAGUAGGCCGUCAAAGAAGAUGGAGGAAGAGGACGAACGAUCGGAAGAUCGAAAUUUAGCACAGACCACAUUUAUUCUAAAUAUCGGAAGUCUUAUUGGUAACCUUGCCGCAUCCAUUAUUUCUGGAUCACUUUCAAUCAUGAGUACAUUCGUCGACUCCUCCAUGGACAUUGCCUGCAGCUUUGUGAUGAACAUCUGUCUAAGCGCCAUCAGUAAAACGGACGCUCAAAAAUAUCCACGUGGCAGGGACCGUCUGGAACUGAUCGGAGUAAUCCUUUGCUCUGUAAUCAUGGCAUUUGCAAAUGUCUCAAUGAUAAUGCAAUCGAUAAACUCGAUUUUGAAUGAUACGGUAGACCCGAAAAUGACAAAUUCCACGAUAGCAAUUGUAGUGAUUCAAACUGUUCUCAAGGCAAUCAUAAUGUGGUUAUGCUAUAAGCGAGGGUCCACUUCCAGUCUAGUAAUUGCAAUGGAUCUGAGGAAUGACCUAAUGACGCGAAGUCUUGCAUUGGUAUGUGGAUACCUUGGAGACUAUGUGUGGAGGUUCGCCGACCCGAUCGGAGCCAUUUGUGUGUGCACGUGGAUUGCCUAUUCAUGGUGUCGACACGCUGUCGAUAAUAUUCCUCAACUGGUGGGAAUAUCCGCGGAGAGGGAUCAGAUGGCAAGGAUUUUGAAUAUUACGUUGAAACAUGAUGAGAGGAUUAAAUACAUCGACCAUUCAAUGAUCUACUAUACCGGUCUCAACGCUCAAGUUGAACUACACAUUGUGCUGGAUGAAAAGUUACCGUUAAAAAUCACUCACGACAUAUCUCACGAUUUGGAAAAGAACAUUCAGAAAUUGGAUUUCGUGGAGAGGUGUUUUGUACACGUGGACUACAAUUGUGAUGGGGAUUAA
Messenger RNA from Caenorhabditis remanei, 1038 nucleotides. RefSeq lists its product as uncharacterized. NCBI's taxonomy places the organism in Eukaryota, Metazoa, Nematoda, Chromadorea, Rhabditida, Rhabditidae. Bases 1 to 1038 code for a protein of 345 amino acids. The record is from RefSeq and is a predicted model, not a curated record. Gene Ontology annotation, cellular component: membrane. The transcript has 5 exons. Gene Ontology annotation, biological process: monoatomic cation transport; transmembrane transport. Gene Ontology annotation, molecular function: monoatomic cation transmembrane transporter activity.